This is a messenger RNA of Ipomoea triloba (trilobed morning glory), 2255 nucleotides long. RefSeq names its product cysteine-rich receptor-like protein kinase 25. NCBI's taxonomy places the organism in Eukaryota, Viridiplantae, Streptophyta, Magnoliopsida, Solanales, Convolvulaceae. The transcript is spliced from 7 exons. Bases 50 to 2038 code for a protein of 662 amino acids. Gene Ontology annotation, molecular function: protein kinase activity; ATP binding. Gene Ontology annotation, biological process: protein phosphorylation. The record is from RefSeq and is a predicted model, not a curated record.
UUCACCAUAUAUACUUGAUUGUGAUAGACAUUAAAUAAAACGUACAACCAUGCCGCAUCUGAUCUUGAUUUGGUUUUGCUUGUUCAUGAGCCUCAUCACCAAAGGUGAUUCUGAUCCGACAUAUUAUUGCCCAAAUACAACUUCAUACACUCCUAACAGCACAUAUAAAGCCAACCUCGAUUCUCUUCUCUCCAAUCUUUAUUCCAAUGCCACCAGAGACAAUACUAAUGGUUUCUACUACACCACCGUCGGUUCCAACGACACCGUGUACGGCUUGUUCUUGUGCCGGGGCGACGUCGCCCCGGACGUUUGCGGCGGCUGCAUUGGAGUUGCCCGUGAAAAGAUAUUGGAGCUUUGCAGCUAUGGGAAGACCGCCAUGAUUUGGUACGGUAAGUGCAUGUUGCGAUACUCGGAGAAGUCGAUGUUGGGGAUAUUGGACCAGACGACCUCGUUUACGAAGAGAAACAGGAACGACACUCAACCGAAUGAGUACAUGAAGUUGGUGGGGAACGUGUUGGAUCAGGUAACCACUCAGGCGGCGUCAAGUGGGUCUGCCAAGAAAUUUGCAGUGUUGGAAGCUAAUUUUAGCGCGUUUGAGAGGGUGUACGCUCUUGGACAGUGUACCCCUGACCUUUCUGUCUCAGACUGUCAGAUAUGCUUCAGAAAUGUUAUUGCAUUGCUGCCUCGUUGCUGUUAUGGAGCCGUGGGGGCUCAAGCUGUGUACCCAAGCUGUAACAUUAGGUAUGAGCUUUUCCCCUUCUACAAUCACUCCGCCGAGGCAGCACCGCCGGCACCGCCGCCUAACAAUCCCCCUCCACCAUCAACUACGCUUCCCAAUUCCUCUAGCACCAAAGGGAAUAAAGGAAAAGUGAUUAUUGCAGCCUCUGUAGCGUCAGUCACGGGGGUAUUACUCUUCGUUUUGUGCUUCUGUUUCUUGAAAAAGAGAAGAGCAAAGAAGGACCUUUCUCAUGUGAAGGAGACAACUACUGACAUGAAUGAAAUUCUAAUAGAGGAAUCCGUUCAAUUCGAAUUUAGUACUAUUGAAGCUAUCACAAAUUACUUUUCCCCUAAUAAUAAGAUUGGUGAAGGUGGAUACGGUGCUGUUUACAAGGGAAGGCUUCCCACUGGGCAAGAGGUAGCCGUGAAGAGGCUAUCAAAGAGUUCAACACAGGGAGUUGAAGAAUUCAAGAAUGAGGUAGCAUUGGUGGCUAAGCUUCAGCAUAGAAGUUUAGUAAGGGUGUUGGGAUUUUGCUUGCAGGGAGAAGAAAAGAUACUUAUUUAUGAAUUUGUUCCCAACAAAAGUCUUGACUACUUUUUAUUUGAUGCUGAGAAGAAACAACUAUUGAAUUGGUCCACUCGUUACAAGAUUAUAGAAGGAAUAGCUCGUGGACUCCUUUAUCUUCAUGAAGAUUCCCGUCUUAAAAUUAUACAUCGGGAUCUUAAAGCAAGUAACAUAUUAUUAGAUGGAGAUAUGAACGCAAAAAUAUCCGAUUUUGGUUUGGCAAGAAUAUUUAUGGUAGAUCAAACCCAAGCAAAUACAAAUAGAGUUAUCGGAACAUAUGGUUACAUGCCUCCAGAAUAUGCUUUGUAUGGUUUGUUCUCUGUGAAGUCUGAUGUCUUCAGUUUUGGAGUUCUACUCUUGGAGAUUAUAACUGGAAAGAAAAACACCUCUUUUUCCAUGGAAUCAAGUGGAGCUCAAGAUCUUCUUAGCUAUGCUUGGAAACAUUGGAGGGAGGACAGAGCAUUAGAGGUGGUGGAUCAAAGUCUUGGAGGUUUGUAUUCGAGAAAUGAAGUGAUCCAAUGUAUCCGAGUUGGGCUGUUGUGUGUCCAAGAAGAGGUGGAAGAUAGGCCAACAAUGGCGAACGUUAUGCUGAUGCUAAAUAGUCAUUCUUCUUCAUGGCGAUCACCUAAUCCACCUGCGUAUUUCAAUGGUGGAAGUCAGAUGAUUUUAGCAGGACAAGAGGGUGAUCUGUCCAUAAGCAAGUCACUACCAUUGUCUGUGAAUGAAGCUUCCAUUUCAGAGCUGGAUCCAAGAUAGUUACCCAGAGUUAAUAAUAAUUGGAUACAAUGACUUUGUGAUCUAGUGGCAUAAAAUGACUCUCUCAUAUGGAGGUUAGAUUUCAUUUUCAGUGAGAUUGUAUUGACUUUUUGUACUUAGUAAAAUAAUUAUAAACAAAUAUUACAUUGUAAUAGAAUAAUUCUUUAAAGAUAUGUUACAUUCAAAUCAGCGCUAAUGUCAUUGGCAAUAUUGGUCG